ACAUAUCUGAAUGAGAAGUCACUCCAACUGGCAGAGAAAUGCAAAAAUCUGCAGUAUGGCUUUGAGUUUUUAUCUAACAAAACAAAAGGGUAUUCAGAGGAUGACUACCUUCAGAUUAUCACAGAUAUACAAAGCUGUCCAUGGAAACGACAAGCAGAAGAAUAUGCAAAUUUUAGAGCAAAACUUGCUUCCUGUUGUGAUGCUGUUCAAAAUUUCAUUGUUUCUCAAAAUAACACACCAGUUGGAACUAACAUGAGUUAUGAGGUGGAAAGUAAAAAAGAAAUCCCAAUUAAAGAGAACAUUUUUCAUAUGUUUCCAGCGUCUCAGCCUUUCGUGGAGUACCCUUAUAAUCAGUGUGCAGUGGUUGGAAAUGGGGGAAUUCUGAACAAUUCUCUCUGCGGAGCCGAAAUAGAUAAAUCCGACUUCGUUUUUAGGUGUAACCUCCCCCCAAUCACAGGAAAUAUUAGUAAAGAUGUUGGCAGUAAAACAAAUCUUGUGACUAUAAAUCCCAGUAUCAUAAUACAAAAAUAUGGGAACUUAAAAGAAAAGAAAGCAAUAUUUUUGGAAGACAUUGCUACCUAUGGAGACGCAUUUCUUCUUCUGCCAGCAUUUUCAUACAGGGCCAACACAGGCUCGUCUUUUAAAGUGUACUACACGCUCAAAGAGUCUAAAGCAAGACAAAAGGUUCUGUUUUUCCAUCCCAAGUACCUGAAACAUCUUGACCUUUUCUGGAGAACUAAAGGUGUGACCGCAUACCGCUUGUCCACCGGCUUGAUGAUCGCAAGCAUUGCUUUGGAACUAUGUGAAAACGUGAAGUUGUAUGGAUUUUGGCCCUUCUCUAAAACUGUAGAAGACACACCUAUCAAUCAUCACUACUACGACAACAAGUUACCUAAACGCGGUUUCCAUCAGAUGCCCAAAGAAUAUAGCCAAAUGCUCCAACUUCAUAUGAAAGGAAUCCUCCAACUACAAUUUAGCAAGUGUGAAAUAGCCUAAAUAAAGUGUCUUAAAAUGGGAAUAAUUUCAAUAUAAUGCAGUAGGUGAGUAACAAUGUCUAAACACUGAAGGAGGUGGUUAUAGGAAUUAGAGAGUAUUAUAGGAAAAGUCUUGAGAUUUCAUUUGACCAAAGCUCUCCCACUAACUUUGCA
Messenger RNA from Galeopterus variegatus (Sunda flying lemur), 1148 nucleotides. RefSeq names its product ST8 alpha-N-acetyl-neuraminide alpha-2,8-sialyltransferase 6 (gene ST8SIA6). Gene Ontology annotation, molecular function: alpha-N-acetylneuraminate alpha-2,8-sialyltransferase activity. NCBI's taxonomy places the organism in Eukaryota, Metazoa, Chordata, Mammalia, Dermoptera, Cynocephalidae. Bases 253 to 996 code for a protein of 247 amino acids. Gene Ontology annotation, biological process: oligosaccharide metabolic process; N-glycan processing. The transcript has 6 exons. The record is from RefSeq and is a predicted model, not a curated record.